AACAGCGGAAAAAUGGAGAAGAAACUUUACCAGUGCGAUGUCUGCGAUAAGUCAUUCUCUGUAAGUGGAAGUUUUAUAGCACAUAAGCGGACGCACACUAAAGAAAAACCGUACACUUGCGGUGUAUGCGAAAAGUCGUUCUCUGAAACUGGCCAAUUGACAAAACACAAGCGGGCGCACACUGGAGAAAAACCGUUCACUUGCAGUAUAUGCGACAAAUCGUUCUCUGUGAGUGGAAAUUUGAUAGCACAUAUGCGGACGCACACUGGAGAAAAACCGUACGCGUGCGAUGUAUGCGAAAAGUCGUUCUCUGAAAGUGGCAUUUUGACGAGACACAAGCGGACGCACACUGGAGAAAAACCGUUCGCAUGCAAUGUAUGCGACAAAUCGUUCUCUGUAAGUGGAAAUUUGAUAGCACAUAAGCGGACGCACACUGGAGAAAAACCGUACGCGUGCGAUGUAUGCAAAAAAUCGUUCUCUGAAAGUGGCCAUUUGACGACACACAAGCGGACGCACACUGGAGAAAAACCGUUCAAGUGUGAUGUAUGCGAAAAGUCGUUCUCUCAAAGUAGCCAUUUGACGAAACACAAGCGGACGCACACUGGAGAAAAACCAUUCGCGUGUGAUGUAUGCGAAAAGUCGUUCUCUCAAAGUAGCCAUUUGACGAAACACAAGCGGACGCACACUGGAGAAAAACCGUACGCGUGCGAUGUAUGCGAAAAGUCAUUUUCUGAAGGUGGCAGUUUGACGAAACAUCGACGCACGCACACUGGAGAAAAACCGUUCGCGUGUGAUGUAUGCGAAAAGUCGUUCACUGAAAGCGGCCAUUUGACGAGACACAAGCGGACGCACACUGGGGAAAAACCGUACGCAUGCGAUGUAUGCGAAAAGUCGUUUGCUCAAAGUGACCAUUUGACAAAACAUCGACGCACGCACACUGGAGAAAAACCGUAUGCUUGCGAUGUAUGCAAAAAGUCAUUCACUGAAAGUGGCAGUUUGACAACACAUCGACGCACGCACACUGCAGAAAAAUCGUACGCGUGCGACGUAUGUGACACGUCGUUCUCUGUAAGUGGCGGUUUGACAAGACACAUGUACGCACAUGGCACACCGAUCGGAAUUAUCAAAGAUCUAUGA
Molecule: messenger RNA, 1137 nt
Organism: Metopolophium dirhodum (rose-grain aphid)
Lineage: Eukaryota; Metazoa; Arthropoda; Insecta; Hemiptera; Aphididae
Product: zinc finger protein ZFP2-like
Source: RefSeq, a predicted model, not a curated record